Macrobrachium nipponense is the source of this 767-nucleotide messenger RNA. RefSeq lists its product as uncharacterized. The transcript is spliced from 2 exons. NCBI's taxonomy places the organism in Eukaryota, Metazoa, Arthropoda, Malacostraca, Decapoda, Palaemonidae. Gene Ontology annotation, molecular function: chitin binding. The coding region runs from base 78 to 659 and encodes 193 amino acids. The record is from RefSeq and is a predicted model, not a curated record. Gene Ontology annotation, cellular component: extracellular region.
GGCAUCAGUUGCACUUCUGCUUCUACAACAGCAAUUCCUAGAAUCUGAUUCUGCGGCCUGAACGACAUAAAGACAUCAUGAGAAGUCUACUUUUCUGUGUUAUCAUCAGCUUUGCGGCAGCUGACAACCGCCCUCCAAGCAAUGGCUACGCCCCUCCCCCUAGCAAUUCCUACGGACCACCUAGAAACGGAUACGGAGUAGAUCCGGCCAUCGCUGCUUUGGCUGAAAAUAUCCCUGGAGGCGGAGUCCCUGGAGAGGACUAUCCCAUCUUGGCCUCUGUCCCACAAACCGGAUUCGACUGCAACGCCCAGAAUGUCCCUGGAUAUUAUGCUGACACUGACCCCGAGGCUGGCUGCCAGGUCUUUCACAUCUGCCAGGACAGGCCCAAUGGCCGCCGUCAGCAGGACUCCUUCCUCUGCCCCAACGGCACCAUCUUCAACCAACAGUACCUCGUCUGUGACUGGUGGUUCAACUUCGACUGCGCUGACGCCGAAUCCUUCUACUCAGUCAACGAACAGAUCGGAGUUGUUCCUUAUGGUUAUGGGCCACCAAAAACUCCUUCGCCGGGGCAUAUGGAGCUCCUCUCUAAUGGCUUCUGUUACCUGAGGUCUCUUAGCCUUUCCCGACAAGUGGAAAUUCAACUGUUACCCUUACCAUGAACGAAUGUUGCUGGACAAUUCCUUCUGUCUUAUCAACAUCGUAACUUAUACAAAUGAUAAUAUAGACUGAAAAAUGAAUAUAAAUGUUUAUUGUCUAUUUUGUUAAAA